AUGGAGGUGUUGACGGCCCACAUCUGCUUGGUCUCCAGAAUGUUGUCGUUGGUGGUUGUUCUCUGUCUCGUGGCGGCGUCCUGGGCGCAGGACUGUCAGGUGGCCAACAUCCAGGUCAUGCAGAACUUCGACAGGACGAGGUACCAAGGCACAUGGUACGCUGUCGGUAAGAAGGACCCUGAAGGACUUUUCUUACUGGACAACAUCGUGGCCAACCUGGUCAUUGAUGAAAACGGCCAAAUGACCGCCACCGCUGAAGGCAGAGUCAUCAUCCUCAAUAACUGGGAAACGUGCGCCAGAAUGAUCGCCACCUUCCACGACACCGACAACCCGUCCAAGUUCAAGAUGAAGUACUGGGGAGCGGCCGCCAACCUGCAGGAGGGAUUUGACGACCACUGGGUGAUCGACACGGACUACGACAACUACGCCGUGCACUACUCCUGCAGGAGCGUGGACGAGGACGGCACGUGCAAGGACGCCUACUCCUUCAUCUUCUCACGUCACGCCACCGGUCUGCGGCAGGAGGAUAAACUCACCGUCACACAGAAGAAACAGGAAAUAUGCUUGCUGGGAAAAUACAGACCCGUGCCACACACCGGAUAUUGCACCUCGGCACCAGCCAAGUAA
Molecule: messenger RNA, 627 nt
Organism: Knipowitschia caucasica
Lineage: Eukaryota; Metazoa; Chordata; Actinopteri; Gobiiformes; Gobiidae
Source: the annotation of a GenBank genome assembly